UUUUGAAUGUAUAGGUCAUAGAUUACACAGGAAGUUGAACUUUUCAGUAGCUUCACAGUUCGGGGCAGCUCGCUUGUUGGCAUAAUGUUAAACUAAACGAGUAUCUAUAUGCUGUAGCUAGUUAUAUUGUAAACCAUUGGCUCGCUAUAACAACAAUGCUAAUAUACUAUUGCUUGCUAACGAAAUGACUGUAAUCAGGGAAAUGUAAUGUAAUUUAAUCACACUGCUUUGAUAGCCGUCUUGUUUCAGGCCGUAACUUGCAAUACAAUCGAGAAUGGCGAUUCCUAUAGCUGUCCUGGAUUGUGACCUACUGCUGCACGGUCGUGGACACAAGACGCUGGAUAGAUUCGAUAUAGAAACUGUAUCCGAUGAGUUUCUGUUGACAACAUUUGGCUUCCCGCGGGAAUUCAUAUAUUACUUGGUGGAACUGCUGGGAGACACGCUGUCACGGCGUACCCAAAGGUCUAGAGCAAUCAGUCCUGAUGUACAAAUACUCGCUGCAUUAGGUUUUUACACGUCCGGGUCUUUCCAAACGCGAAUGGGAGAUGCCAUCGGAAUCAGUCAAGCCUCCAUGAGUCGCUGCGUUACGAACGUGACAAAAGCGCUGGUUGAAAAGGCUUCCGAGUUCAUUGGAUUCACCCGGGACGACGCCACUAAACAGCAGUCAAAAGAAGAGUUUUACAGGGUAGCAGGAAUACCUAACGUCGUAGGAGUCAUAGACUGUGCCCAUAUCGCAAUAAAAGCGCCCAAUGCCGAGGACCUGUCUUUCGUGAAUAAGAAAGGGUUUCACUCAAUUAAUUGCCAGUUGGUGUGCGAUUCAAGGGGCCUUCUGCUCAGCGCAGAAACGCAUUGGCCAGGCAGUUUACAAGACAAUGCGAUUUUUCAGCAGUCAUCUGUGAGUAGGUUCUUUGAAGACCAGGAGAACCAGGAAGGCUGGUUAUUGGGUGACAACCAGUACCCGCUAAAGAAGUGGUUGAUGACGCCCCUACAAUACCCAGAAACCUCUGCUGAUUACCGCUACAACCUGGCUCACACUGCCACACAUGAGAUUGUGGACCGAGCGUUCCGGGCCAUACAGACCCGCUUCCGGUGCCUGGACGGGUCCAAGGGCUACCUGCAGUACUCUCCAGAGAAGUGUGCCCACAUCAUCCUGGCCUGCUGCGUGCUGCACAACGUGUCCCUGCAGUCCGGCCUGGACGCCUGGACCUUUGAGAGGACGGAGACCCCAGAGCAGGCGGAGGAGGCCUGCGAGCAGAUGGACUCGCUGGACUCUGAAGCCUACCGCAUCCGCCAGGAGCUCGUACUCAACCACUUCAGCUAGACAUCUCAGUCCUCUUUCUUCUCAUACUCAACCACUCCAGCUAGACAUCUCAGUCCUCUUUCUGCUCAUACACAGCCAAUCCAGCUAGACAUCUCAGUCCUCUUUCUGCUCAUACUCAACCACUCCAGCUAGACAUCUGUCCUCUUUCUGCUCGUACACAGCCAAUCCAGCUAGACAUCUCUGUCCUCUUUCUGCUCACACUCAACCACUUCAGCUAGACAUCACAUUGCAGAUAUUACACUGCAGUUAUUUAGCUGACGCUUUUAUCUAAAGUGACAGUUGAUUAGACAGAGCAGGGGGCAGUCCCCCCCCCCCCCCUUCCUGGUCCCAGUCAUGUAUGUUAGACACAAGGUUAUCUCAUGCCCUAUUCUGCAUGCUGGCCAGGCACAGGGUUUUUGUGACUGAAAAUGGAUGCAGUAACACCAUUAAGGGGAAACCUCAAUCUCAACCUGCUAGAUGCUCUGGGGUCUUAAAAUAGUUUUGGGAUAAGACAUGUUUGAGGUUUCCCCAAAUGCUGCGCUGUGGCUGCCCAAUGCUCGCAAUUAACUAGGGCAGGCCAAAUGCCCCAUGGGAGUCAAUAAACUAUCUUAUGUGAGACAAACAAUAUCUCUGAUUGCCUUCAGUGUUUGUUUUGUUUUGUUUUGAAGAAUGACACAUUAACUAGCUUGUUGCAUGCAUUUGAUGAAUGACCUUUUUUUAAAUCUUAAUAAAGGUAUGUCAGUUUGUAUA
Messenger RNA from Conger conger (European conger), 2050 nucleotides. RefSeq names its product harbinger transposase derived 1 (gene harbi1). The record is from RefSeq and is a predicted model, not a curated record. Lineage: Eukaryota; Metazoa; Chordata; Actinopteri; Anguilliformes; Congridae. The coding region runs from base 275 to 1321 and encodes 348 amino acids. The transcript has 3 exons.